AUGGAACAGAUGAUUAUGGAAGGUUUUUCCAAGGGUUUCUUACACAGGUUUUGUGCCAACGUGUCAGGGGGCCAAUCACCCCCUUGGACGAGGGUCAGCAGUGAGAAGGGGGCAGAAAUGCCGCCGCCAAGCAUCCUCAUCCAGACACCCCCGGAGGCGGAGAAGGAGACGGAGACAGCACCCCGCGUGGUCAGCAGCGAGCCCUGGAGCCCGCAGCCCCGCGCCGUGGUCAUCGACAUGGGCUCGGGCACCUGCAAGGCGGGCUUCGCCGGCCUGGCGCGCCCCAUGUACGCCGUGGCCACCCUGGUGGGCUGCCAACCCAAGAAACCCGCCCCGCAGGGCGCACCCCCGGAGCUGGAGACGUUCGUCGGGGAGGCGGCGCGUGCGCGGCCCGAGCUGGCCUUGGUGCAGCCGCUGCGCCACGGCGUCGUGGUGGACUGGGAGGCGGCCGAGCUCAUCUGGCGCCACUUGCUGGAGCGCGACCUGGGUGUGAUGCCCUCCGAGCACCCGCUGCUCUUCUCCGACGCGCCCUUCGGCCCGGCCACCAACCGGGAGAAGCUGGUGGAGGUGGCCUUCGAGAACCUGGGCGCGCCGGGCAUGUUCGUGGCCUCGCAGCCCGUGCUGGCCGUGUACGCGCACGGGCGCAUCAGCGGGCUGGUUGUGGAGACGGGCCACGGAGUGUCCUACGCGGUGCCCGUCUUCCAGGGCUACCCGCUGGGCCAUGCCACGCAGCGCCUGGACUUGGCAGGUGCCCAGCUGGAUGCCUUCCUGGCGCAGAAGAUGCACCUGGGCCCUGGGGCGCCGCUGAGCCAGCGGGACCUGGCGGCGGUGGAGUAUGUCAAACAUCACCAUUGCUACGUGGCCACGGCUGAUGGCCACGCGGGGCAGGACGCAGAGGCCGCCCAGACCCUUAAACUCCCCGAUGGCCGCAGCGUGACUCUGGGCCCGGAGCUCCGCCAGUGUCCCGAGCUGCUUUUCAGGCCACCCGACAUGCCCGGCCUGGCGCCCGUGGGUCUCCCCGCCAUGGCUAGCGCGCCCUGCUCAAGGUGCCCCCCCGAGGCGCGCGCCGACGAGGUGGCGCGCAACGUGCUGCUGUGCGGCGGUUCCAGCCUCUUCCCGGGCUUCGAGAGUCGUUUCGGGGGCCGAGCUGCGGCGGGGAGACGCCUCCGAAGUCGUGGCUCGCCGCCCGCGCACGUAGUGGCCGGGCCCAGCCGCCACCUGGCCGUGUGGGUGGGCGGCUCCAUCCUGGCCUCUCUGCGCGCCUUCCAGUCCUGCUGGGUGCUCAAGGCGCAGUACGAGGAGCAAGGCCCGCACAUCGUGUACCGCAAGUGCUACUGA
This is a messenger RNA of Suncus etruscus (white-toothed pygmy shrew), 1338 nucleotides long. RefSeq names its product actin like 9 (gene ACTL9). NCBI's taxonomy places the organism in Eukaryota, Metazoa, Chordata, Mammalia, Eulipotyphla, Soricidae. Gene Ontology annotation, cellular component: synapse; NuA4 histone acetyltransferase complex; membrane. The record is from RefSeq and is a predicted model, not a curated record. Gene Ontology annotation, biological process: axonogenesis; cell motility. Gene Ontology annotation, molecular function: protein kinase binding; nucleosomal DNA binding.